Anguilla anguilla (European eel) is the source of this 2094-nucleotide messenger RNA. Its product is annotated as LHFPL tetraspan subfamily member 3 protein-like. The record is from RefSeq and is a predicted model, not a curated record. The coding region runs from base 802 to 1458 and encodes 218 amino acids. Gene Ontology annotation, cellular component: plasma membrane. Lineage: Eukaryota; Metazoa; Chordata; Actinopteri; Anguilliformes; Anguillidae. Gene Ontology annotation, biological process: sensory perception of sound. The transcript is spliced from 5 exons.
AAAAUGCACGUUAAUGUGUCGAUUUUUGUUGUGUUAACGCGUAAAAAUAUUACGUGUUAACACGGCCAAACUCUACUUGUUAACACGCAUUUUAAUGUCAUGUUAACGCGACAUUAACGCCUCGUUAUUUGCUCAAAUGGCCUUCCAUAUUCCCGGAUGCGCCUGACGCGAGCUUCUGUCUGUUGUCAUCACUGACGCUGUGCACCGACAACGCUGUGCCAUCCUCAGACAGCGCCACAAAACCUUUUUCGUUGCAGACCCAUCCAACAUCACAGCAACGGCUCGACCAGAGAAAGGGGUGAAUAUGCACAUUCCUGCACGUUGAGCAAAAAGAACCAUCUUUCUCAUCCACUGCGGUGAAGGACACCAACGGAGGGAUCUCAUCUUCUGUAAUGCAAAGCGCACACAUUGCUGUUUUUCUCCUCUUUAAUUCUACAAGUAGCUAAACCGGGAUUUGCAAGAAUGCAAAGAAACGCUGGUACAUAAGAGAGAGUUGGAUCGCCCUGAAUAUAGCCUUGGUGUUUACCGAGGGGGAAAAUACAGGAAAGAAAAAAAAAAAACAGAAAACGGACGCUGAACGGAAUAUCGACCGUGGACACCAUCAGACAUAACCCGGUUUCAUCACUUUCCACGGAUCACGCCUCUCGGUCUUCUCGGCAAGACACGAUCCAAAUGAAGCUGAAGGUUGUUCAUAAAAUAUCUCCGUAGCAACCACAGGACUGCGUUUGAUUUCAAGGCUGCUGGAGGUCAUUCCAGGUGAAAAAUCACAACAAACCGUUACCAGUUGGAAAGCUUGGGGCGAUGCUGCCGGCCGUCGAAGCUGCGAAGAUCUAUCAGACCAACUACGUGCGGAACUCCCGGGCGAUCGGAGUACUGUGGGCGAUAUUCACCAUCCUGUUCGCCAUCGUCAACGUGGUGUGCUUCACCCAGCCGUACUGGAUCGGGGAUGGCGUGGACACGCCGCAGGCCGGCCACUUCGGCCUCUUCCACUACUGCGUCGGAAACGGACAGUCUCGGGAGCUGACGUGCCAGGGGAGCUUCACCGAGUUCAGCGCCAUCCCCUCCGCCGCCUUCAAGGCCGCGUCUUUCUUCAUCGGGAUGGCCAUGAUGCUCGUCAUCACCUGCAUCGGCUGCUUCGCGCUCUUCUUCUUCUGCAGCACGGCCACUGUGUACAAGAUCUGUGGCUGGAUGCAGCUCGCGUCCGGCAUGUGCCUGGUCCUGGGCUGCAUGAUCUUCCCUGACGGCUGGGACUCGGACGAGGUGCGGCGGAUGUGCGGCGAGCGGACGGACAAGUACUCGCUGGGCGCCUGCUCGGUGCGCUGGGCCUACAUCCUGGCCAUCAUGGGCGUGCUGGACGCCCUCAUCCUCUCCUUCCUGGCCUUCGUCCUGGGCAACAGGCAGGACGGCCUGAUGACCGAGCAGCUGCUGGGGGACUGCAAGGACAGUGGAAACGCCUAACUCAUACAGGAUGUUGCGGUCCCCAGUAGGGGGCAGCUGCCCGUGGUUCAGAGGACGGCUGCCCACAGCGGUGGGUGGGGGGGGGAGAGAGGGAGUCGAGCCGGAGAGGAAAGGAGGACAGGAGAGGAGUGAUGACUUCAUCAGAGGACCGACAGCACCCUCUCAACCAAAUGUAAAGAAAUUAUCUUCCAGAAACUUCUCUGCACAGUCCUUACCUCACACACACGUGCACACACACAUGCGCACACACAUAGGUGACCUUGUAUAAAAUAAAACCAAACCACCAAAUACGAAAACCACAAGCAUAUUUAUACGUGUACUUCUGAAAACACACUCAUGGUCUAGUCGAUAAAACACAAAAUGUGUAUCCCUUUGUGAAGCCAGUGUCUUGUUUAUGCAUUUGUGCCCAUCCCAUAUCGUACCACAGUCGGUCUGGACUGUAGAACAUCAGCCCAAAUGUGGCAGUCGGUGCUGUGAGGGGGAUGUGGGGUGCAGUCCCAUGUCAGGUGGGGUGUGUCGAGGGGGGGGGAAGGACAAAGAUUUUUCUGGCCAGGGCGAAGUACUGAGUCCUGCAUGCGGGGGGCCGAUCGAUUGUCCCAGCAUUUGACCCUGCAGCGGCCAAUCGGAUCUAACAGA